CACCCCGGCCCACUCACCCGCCGUCGGUCGCCCUGCUCGUCGUGGGAUCUCCUGUCCGCGCGACGCUCUUCCCCGUGCACGACAUCGCCGACCCGCCAGCCCGCAGCCCGCCCGCACGCCAGCCUCGCGACCGCCUGCUGCAAUUGCACCCGGGGAGACUCCCUACGUGUUCGCGCCCCGCAAGUGCCCUCACGCCACCGUGUCAUCCGACAGCCCGAGCCUCGUUCUCCGCGAAACGCCUAUAAAGUACGCAAUCGACUGCACCCCAGCUUAAUCCUUAUCGCCUAUCCAUCGCACCUCCACAAUGGCCCAGCAACAGCAAAAUGGCGAGCCUGUCAUGCGAAGAAAACUCGUAAUCAUCGGCGACGGAGCUUGUGGUAAGACUAGUUUACUCAGCGUGUUCACGCUAGGCUAUUUCCCCACGCGUUACGUCCCUACCGUCUUUGAAAACUACGUUACAGACUGCAGAGUGGACGGCAAGUCGGUGCAGCUAGCAUUGUGGGAUACAGCCGGACAAGAAGAUUACGAGCGCCUACGCCCACUCGCCUACAGCAAAGCGCACGUCAUCCUCGUCGGCUUCUCCGUCGACUCCCCCGACUCGUUAGAAAACGUCAAGCACAAGUGGGCUGAAGAGGCGCGGGAACGCUGUCCAGGCGUUCCCAUCAUUUUGGUCGGCUUGAAGAAGGAUCUUCGUGAAGAUCCCCUCGCCCAGGAGGAAAUGCGCAAAAAGUCCCUUCGCUUCACGACUACUAAGCAAGGGAGCGAUAUGAAGGAGAUGAUUGGCGCGCGGAAAUACCUCGAGUGUAGUUCACUGACAGGCGAUGGUGUCGACGACGUUUUCGAGGCCGCGACGCGCGCUGCGCUCCUGUCGGUGGAUAAGAAGGAGGGAGGCGGCUGCUGCGUUAUCCUAUGAGUCCCGGCAUUGGACGUACACGAUAGACAGUUUUCUGAUUCUGGUUCUCGGUCAUUGAUUUGCAUUGGGCGGCGUUGUAUUAUCGAAUCGCCAUUAUUGCUUCGUCAUUGUUUUUCCAACGGGCGUUUCUGAGCGCUUCCCCCCCUUGUUUCGUCACCUUUUCGUUCUUGUCCCCCUUGUCGCUUUUCAUUCUUGGUAAAAAAGUUCUCUCUAGUUGGCGGGGGACUUUUUUGGAGACUGGUUCUGGUGGUGGAUAUAUUGGGCUCGUGCGUGUGGCAUAUAU
Messenger RNA from Dothidotthia symphoricarpi CBS 119687, 1196 nucleotides. RefSeq lists its product as uncharacterized. The record is from RefSeq and is a predicted model, not a curated record. Lineage: Eukaryota; Fungi; Ascomycota; Dothideomycetes; Pleosporales; Dothidotthiaceae. Gene Ontology annotation, molecular function: GTP binding; GTPase activity. Gene Ontology annotation, biological process: small GTPase-mediated signal transduction. Bases 305 to 913 code for a protein of 202 amino acids. The transcript has 3 exons.